GACGCCGCCGCUCACCAACGCGACGCCGACCAGGACAAGGGAACAAUUAUCUCCUCAGUGCUGAUGAAAGCAUCGUGACAAGAUGGCGUCGGAUGGUAUGCUAUCGUUGUCAUGGAACAACCACAAAGCUACAUUUUGCCACAUCCUCGCGACGCUAAGAGAAAAGGAGAGAUACACUGAUGUGACGUUAGCGUGUGAGGGCAAGUUCUAUCCAGUGCACAAACUUGUCUUAUCAACGUGUAGUGAGUACUUUGAGAAGAUGUUUGAACAUACUCCGUGUAAACAUCCGGUCGUAGUUUUAAAGGACGUCAAGCCAGAUGAGUUGGAGGCUCUAUUAAGUUAUAUGUAUGCCGGUGUUGUGAGUGUAGCUCAAAAUGACCUGGCGCGUCUUAUCAAAGCUGCCGAGUUGCUACAGAUAAAGGGCUUGGCCGUGCCAGAUGAACCACCCAUGAAAGACAGUGGCAAGAAAAAUUCAUACCCCUGGAGUUCCCGCGACGACAGAAGUAGUCCACACCCUAAACGAAGAAGACGGGAAGAGCCGAUCCAGUCAGUCCAACAGGGUGCAGGGUCACAGGCGUCGGAAAGUCCUCCCUCCUCCCCACAUCCUCCAGAAGCAAACAACAGUUGGGAACAGGGCAAGGGAGUAAUGCAGGACCAAAGAGAAGACAGCAUUGAUCACAGAUUAAGUGAACGGACAGAACCAACAGUCGACUACAAUUCCACGAAGCAAGAAGCUUCACAUGCUCAGGAUUCUGUAGAUGAGACUCUAGUCAAAGAAGAAAUUGUAGAUACUGUGGAGGACAAUCAAGGGGAGAUGUUAGAUUCUGGGAUGGAUUAUGGGUCUGUGGGAGGAGGUGACUCGAGUACAGGAGGUGAUGAACAGGCAAACAAAUAUACCCACCACUUGGACGCUAAGCAUCCGCAGCCACUCCCAGAAGCAGUUGUUGAAGCGUUAGCUGGACCUUCUGGGAUGCAAGGGUGGCUUGGUACAGGUGAACUUGGCGGAGGCUUUGGUAUGCUGGAAGGCUAUUCUGAAGAUGGGAGCCAGGAGGUUCACCCAUCUUCCUCUGGUCCACCUGGGAGUCAACAGGCCCACCAGAUGGUAUGGGUGGAUAAUGACAGUCUUAUGGAUGAUGAAGGAAGCAUGGCAGCUAAGGUGGACCUCAUCGGCAGCAGAAAAAUGACCAAAAUGUACCAGUGCACACAGUGUAGCUAUAAAACUAGCAAUCGUUGUGAUAUUACAAAGCAUUAUUCUACUCACACUGGGGUAAAACCUUUUUCCUGCUUACACUGCUCAUAUCAAACGGCUGAUAAAUCAAACCUGACAAAACACAGUCGUAUCCACACUGGAGAGAAACCCUACUUCUGUCCAUGUUGUCCAUAUCGAGCCACUCGGAGUGAUAGUGUUAAAAGUCACUUUGCAAAUGUUCAUAAGUUCACCUAGGGCGUAACACUGUAAUACUAACACUAUCAAAUAUGGCAUCUGAUUUCCUGAUUUAUGCUAAGAAUCAGCUUGUUGGCUGUGUGUCCUUCUCACACAAUUUUAGCUUCUCAUAAUUCCUAGAUUAAAACCAAACAUGGAGAGUAUGCAAACUUGUGUGGAAAAGCUAUUCAUAUUUACACAUUCAACUUGUAUCCUCUUGGAGAUGAAAUUAAAAACGAUUCUUGACCAAGGAAAAUUUAUAGAUUAUAUAUGUUUUCCAUAUAAUAGGCAUCCCACAUCAUAAGAUUAUUCACCCCCCAGGAAAUGAAUUAUCGUAAGGAACUAUUUUAAAUUUUAUCAUGAUGACUACUUAACUUUCUGUAUUUUUUUUCCUUUAUUUAGUUAUCUAUUUAGAGCUGCUGUAUUGUACACAAGUUUUAUAUGUAUGAAAUAUGAGGGGGUUGGUGACCACGGUCCUCCUAACUAAAUAGUAUCAGGUUUUGUAAUCUUUCGGAAGAUCUCCUUUGUAGAAUAUAUAUACAGUACUGUAUUGUAGUUUCAUAUUUUAGUCAAACACUUGACCCCAUUCCUACUCAUUUGUUUGAGAAAUUUACAGGAAUCUGAUCAUAUCCACAAGUUUUAUCAAUAUUCUUUUUUUUUCACAAGUUUCUAUAAAUUCUACUUCCAAACAUAAACAUGACAGCCUUUUUUGUUUCUCACCUCUACUGUAUCCUCAUCAUAAUGCAGUACUUUUUGCUUCUGCCUUUUUCCCCUCUCUUCUUCUACUUCAUAUAUAAGCAACCACUCAUUAAAGUCUCACCUCUUUUGUGUUCUCUUUUCUUGUUUAUUUAUUUUGCCCUUUUCUAAAUUUAUGUAUUUAUGUUUAUUGUCAUUAUGUAUCUUCCUACAUUCUUUUUUUUUAGUGAAUUAUUGUAUUCUGUUUACAAGUUUUUCUAAUUUCAUUGUGAAGUUCUUAUACUAUGAGCCUCACUGCCUGAAGGUCCUGAUCAACAUUCUUUUCCUAUCCGGUGUUAUAUAAAUUUCGGUUGUGAUCUAGUCAGCUUUAGUCUUUUUGUUAUAUAAGUUCCUUUCCACUCUAUAAUGUUAUGUCUUUGUAUUUACUCCAUUGUUCUACUUUCUGUUCUUCGUGUCCUUCCCACAGUAGGUUCCAAUUUUGAGUUCUGUCUCUAUAUCUGUUUUCUGCUUCCCUAAAUCCCUUAUAAUUUUAUCAAGCUUUUUGUUUCUUAAGUUUUUCCCUCCCAGUACUCACCAGAGGAUAUAAUCUAUCUCAUAGUUUUCCCUGGGUAGGACUUAGCUUAGGUGAUGGUACUUGGUAUUUUAGUUUCUCCAUUGAGCGGACUGUAUGGAGAGGAAAAUACGUUAUAUCAAGGGCCAGUUAGAUGUGAAACUCCCAUCUCAUGGAUCAUAUGGUUAGAGAAGUCCAUUAUUUCGAGGUUUCACUGUAUUUGAUUCCUGACAACAUCUUUUUUAUUAUCUUGGGGUAGCGUCAUUUUACAAAUGGCCUUGGGGUGAUGUUCAAACCAGGAUUUUCUAAUUUUCAUCAUCUUCUUUAACUUUCUCUUCGAUUAUGCCUUAAUACCUAACCCCAUGGUCCUAAUUCUGGUGAUUCAUUCCCCUUUCUUACCUGUGCAUUAAACUCACCCAAUUAUAGUUAAAUACCUGUACUGUACUCAUUAGACCUCAUUCUCACUAAUUUGUUGAAGAAAAGAAAAUUAUUAUUGGCAAGUACUGUACAGUUCUUGUACAUAAGUUGAGCAUUAAAGCGACCAACAGAAUUAUUUGACUUUGCCCAUUAUACCUUUACAUAACUGUACUCAGCUUCCACUUUACAACACUCCCCAACACCUCUUCCAAGCUUCCACCUAAGGAUAUAAAAAGACAUUAUUCUCCACUUAUGCUCUUUGAACUUGUCCAUCUUAUUUCACUUAAUCCCAAGCUUUUACACUGCAACAUCUUCAUCUCCCUGUCAGCAUUUGUGUCCUGUGCUUCCUAUCUUUACACAACACCCUCACAUUCAUAGUGACUAUUUUGAGUUCAAGUUCUGAUUGUUGUUUGGUGUCAAAGGCUUUGUCGUGUUUACAUAGUACUGUACUUGCUAACUCUCAUAGCAUGCUGCUCGUGAGCAGGAGAGAUACUGUACUUCGGUUGAACUUUUGAGUUAUUGUCUGUCUAACAUGAAUGCUCGAAAAUUUUAUUUAGUGCCUGUCCAGGGUGGUUGUAGGACAAUAAUGGAAAUGACAUGAGGAACAUAAAGAAAUGGAAACCGUUCACACAUGAGCUAUCUGGGGUAGAGGUCACUUAUACUGUACCCCGCUGUGGAAAAAAUCAGCUCGUCACAUUUUUACUCAACAGUUUAAACUUUCACUCUGGCAAAUGAUAUAUAAAUAAUGUUGAGGCAGCACUUACUUAACUGCAUCUCAGGAGAAAGAGCAGUUAAAUAGUAAAUAAGGUAAACCUACUAUCUAUAAGAAGAAAUAAUGUCAUUAUUCAUACACAGUAUGAAAUAUAUGAUAGUGUAGUAAUGUGUGAACUGACUCCCUGACUAAGCUCAAGCCAAUUUACAUUUCAUAGGUGUUGACUAGUUGUUGAGUGAGUCAACCCACACCCGCCAGUCCACUGUCUUUUUUUUUCAAUAUUAUAUAAAUUAAGUGUUUUUAGGUUCACUUAAUUGUAUUAAUUAUUUCAAACAUUGAGAAAGGGAAAAAAGGCAGAGGAUUUACUGAUGUGGCAUUCUGACUCUCUCAGCCAACAACCACUAACUGUAAUGGUUGCUAAGGCCACAAAAAGUGGGUGGAGUUCAGUUGUAGGUCAGCUGUUAUUUUCUGGUACUUGUGAUAUGAAAGCUAAAUCGGCUCAUAGGUGUAGGUGGUCAGUGGCUUGGUGACAACACAAGCCUUGCAUCACCAACACUGUGAGCCUAGAUAACAAAAUUGGGUGCCUUUAUUAUAUAAGAUAUACAACUAUACUGUAGGACUAAUGUAUAUGUAAGUUUAUUAUUAUGUAUGAAAAAGAGCAUAAUUAUCAUUAUAUUAAUAUUUUAUGAUUGAAUAAAUCUGAAUUAAAUUGUUUUGUCAUUGGAAAAAAUGUACAGUACAGUAUAUGUACAGUACAUUAUCUACAGUAUACAAAAUUUACCUACACACACACACACACACACACACACACACACAAAAUACAGUACUGUAUAUACAGGAGCUGUAAAUAUUACAAGAAAUCUGUGUGCUACUUAUAACAGUUAUUUAUUACAGUAUUUACUUUGCUUAACUACAGUAUAUUUGUGAAUUUGGAAAGAAUUAUAUAUUAGACAUACUGUACUGUAUAUCAUAUGUAUCUUUAAUAUGGUACUUGAACGCUCUCUAUAAGUGUAUUUGGAACUUCCACUUAACAUUUCCCCCCCUAAGAACACUGUGGCUGAAAGUCUUGUAUUUAUGUUGCCAGUAAAGUCUUCAGGAGAAUCCCAGUCAGUCAAUGUAUUAGUUAGUAUGUCCGUGUUUUAUUUAUCAGUGUGUAAAGAUUGUCUUGUGUGUUCGUGGAUAAAGUACAUAUGAAGCCUUGCUGGAGAUAUAGUUCCUGGGGAGGACAUAUGCCAGGGAAAGGUCUUCAUGUAUAGUUGAUUUAUGCCUUUCUAUAUAUGAGCAGCUUUAGGGGCGUCUGUCUUGACUCUUACACUGUAGGGCGCUUAGUAGCACACGUUGUCUGUCCGUAACUGAUCAUUUGAGACGGAGAAUGUCUUGGGGUGUUGAGACAGGGUGAUUGUCUUGAAGUGUAGAGACAGGGAAAUUGUCUCGGCGUGUUGAAAGAUGGAAAUUGUCUUGUUCUCUUGGGGUGUAUAGACAGGAAGAUUAUCUUGUGGUGUUUAGACAGGGAAAUUGUCUUGGGGUAUUGAGACAGGGAAACUGUCUUGAGGUGUUGGGCUUAACUCGGCUCUCCAACACAGACAGGUGGCUUCGUGCAGCUUGCAGAUAGUAUGGAGUAAAAUAUAUGUUGGGUAGAUAUGUUUAUAAAAUAUGAUUACAUUUUUGUAUGAGGGCAGGACUGAAAUUGACAGUAUCCUGCACAUUGCCAAAUGUAAAGGCAUUAUCCUAGAGAAUUUAUAAUUAAUCUUAGUGCUUUGAUUAAAUAUACUGUAUUUAAUUUUACAGGAUAGGAGUUUUAUAUACCUGAUUUCAAUAAAAUAUGAAAAUUACUGGUUGUUUAAAUAAUUUCAAUCUACAUCACAGGUCCAUCUCUUUAUAUGCAAUUUAUUUUAUGUAUCUGAUCAGGGUAUCUCACUGUGAGCUAACUACUGACCUGGUUGGCACACUCAAUUAACAUCACAAUCACCAUGUCAACACAUUUCCUCCUUCCUCCAUCACAAACACCAUAAUGUCAACACACUUCCUCCUUCCUCCCUCACAGACACCAUAAUAUCAACACAAUUCCUCCUUCCACCCUCACAAUUUUCAUCUUAUUCAUUUGUUUCUUGAAAGUGAAAAUUCCAAUCUUCUAAGCAUAUUUAAUUAUCGUCCUAUCAAUAAGUGUAGAAAAUACGCAUCUAUUGUUAUCUUCAGGUCAGUAAAUCUGUCCCAUGUAAUGAGCCAAGGUAAGAUUAUGUUACACACUAGUUAAAGUCCAGUUGGUGUUGUUUCCACUUGAUUAUUCGUUUCAUCUUCCCUUGCAAGAAAAGGAAUUCGUUAUUACAGGUAUUUUAUACUCCAUGAAGACUUCAGUGAAUGACUAAUGCAAAUGAUGUGAAUCAGAAUUAAUGUAUUUUGUAUUCCAAGUUAUGUUAAUGCUUAGAAUAUACUGUAAUGCAUUGUACAGGUACUUAAAUACGAUAAAUGACUUUCCAAUUCCUUUACAAUUAUCUAGAUAGUAAGUAACGUCUUGAAGAACUUAAAAUUAAAUUUAAUU
Messenger RNA from Homarus americanus (American lobster), 6337 nucleotides. RefSeq names its product hypermethylated in cancer 2 protein-like. Bases 83 to 1444 code for a protein of 453 amino acids. NCBI's taxonomy places the organism in Eukaryota, Metazoa, Arthropoda, Malacostraca, Decapoda, Nephropidae. The transcript is spliced from 6 exons. Gene Ontology annotation, molecular function: DNA-binding transcription factor activity, RNA polymerase II-specific; RNA polymerase II cis-regulatory region sequence-specific DNA binding; protein binding. Gene Ontology annotation, cellular component: nucleus. Gene Ontology annotation, biological process: regulation of transcription by RNA polymerase II. The record is from RefSeq and is a predicted model, not a curated record.